Owenia fusiformis is the source of this 851-nucleotide messenger RNA. Lineage: Eukaryota; Metazoa; Annelida; Polychaeta; Sabellida; Oweniidae. The record is from the annotation of a GenBank genome assembly.
UCUGCAUCAGGCGCGAUAGUGGACUACCACCGAUGCACAGUUAGCUUUGGGACCAAGGACAAACCCAAUAUUUCAACAGACAGUUAUGAGGAUGCUGAAAUGAAGUUGAAUUCGAGGGAAACAGACAAUUCUCGAAGUUGCAGUGUGGGGUCAAUGGCCAAAUUGGAUAAGAGUUACAGUUCUGAUCUAAAAGCAGAUGAUUUUAUCUCUGAGGCUUGUGGAAAACAAGUGGAAUCAGUUGAUAGUGGAUCCAGUUGUAAAGAGAGAGCAAAAUUUAAAGGUACCACACAAACCCCACCUGUAGCCAGGAUCCAGUUCCCCGAUAGCCCUUCAUCUAUUCCCGAGGAGAGUAUGGAGGACUCUGAGGAUUCUCAGGAUUUUGAAGAUGCCAGGGAACAGUUGGAAUAUAUACUUGUACCUGAAACUCCAUCACCUGAACAAGGAAUGCGAUUUCCUGAUAGCCCUCCAGCUACUCCAAUCAUCAUUCCAGAAACGCCUCCUAAUACACCAGAAAGUUUAGAGUUGGAGGACGAUAUAUUAUCAGAUUUAAGGCAAAUGUUUGAUCCACGACAAUCUUCGUUAUGUUAUAAUGCUGCCCAUGAAGUGAUCUUACCUGCCUUUUCUGGUCAAUUUAUUGAAGUUCAAUGGAAGGAGCCACUCACUGGGAUGGGUAUUAUUGAACCUUAUUUAGAUGCCGAAGAUUUAGAAGAACUCGAAAUUGUGACAACCUUAGCUGAUACAAGUCAAAGUAGUUAUAUGGAAGUAAGGAAUCACAAUGACUUUGAAAUAUCCAUUCCCGAAGGGGCUGUAUUAGGAGUCAUUACCUCUGUAGAUGAGGACACCUAUCAAGU